AUGGCGAAGUUCAACGUGGUUCAGAAAAGAAGAAGAGCUCUUGUUGCAGAGAAAAAGCGACAAAUUCACGGCGACCCAACCACCGGAAAGCUUAAGAUCCGAAAACAAAACGUUUCUCUUUCCGGCAAACGCAAGCGCAAGCUCUUCAAACAAUGGCGUCGGGAACAAAAGGAUGCCUUAGAGAGUGGCAUAGUAAGCAUGGAAGAUGUGCAAAUGGCUGUUGCAAAAGGGGAAACUAAAGAUAGCGCUGCUUCGUCUUCGGGAAAAUUUCAUUUGAAAAAGGGUUUGAAACUUAAACAACUCAAGCGCAGCAAAGGGAAGAACAAAAGAAAAUCCGAUGUACCUGCUGAUGCAAAUGCAAUGAUGGAAUAA
Molecule: messenger RNA, 372 nt
Organism: Vicia faba (fava bean)
Lineage: Eukaryota; Viridiplantae; Streptophyta; Magnoliopsida; Fabales; Fabaceae
Source: the annotation of a GenBank genome assembly